Pecten maximus is the source of this 2490-nucleotide messenger RNA. RefSeq names its product peroxisomal sarcosine oxidase-like. The coding region runs from base 553 to 1707 and encodes 384 amino acids. NCBI's taxonomy places the organism in Eukaryota, Metazoa, Mollusca, Bivalvia, Pectinida, Pectinidae. The record is from RefSeq and is a predicted model, not a curated record. Gene Ontology annotation, cellular component: peroxisome. Gene Ontology annotation, molecular function: L-pipecolate oxidase activity; flavin adenine dinucleotide binding; sarcosine oxidase activity. The transcript is spliced from 10 exons.
AUGCUCGACACUGAUAUUUCAAUAGGUGCAUUAGUGUGUAGAUGUAUAAUUCAAAACUAUACAUCUGUCCAGAACAUACCCGCAUGAGCUUUCCCAUCCACCGAGCCAUUCUGCAAAUAAGCGAGGACGUUAAAGCUGACUAUGCUUUCUAACGCCUGAUGACUAAAGUUUAUGAAUGAAAACUUCAGAAUGGGGACAUAGUUUACGCAGUCUACCAGAACAAAUAGUAGAACUGUCUGUGUUUGUAAACAUGUGUAGUUAGCUCAAUCAAAACACUGACUUAAGAAUGCAUGACAGUGAAAGCAAUGUAUUUUCCAAAUGAAAAAAAAAUGCAACAAGUAUACAUGUGUACAUGUUACGUCAUAUCUUGAUAUCUGCCUGGCUGCCAAAAAAAGUUGUCUAAUUUGUUUUGAGCAUUCGUGUUUCUCCUUCGAUCAGGCUGACUAUACAAAGUCUGCCGACAUGACCUGUCCGUGUAUUGAAGGCAUGCUAGUUAUCAAUAGUGAUCGUUUACAAACUGUGUAGGCAGGGAUUGGGAAGGCCGGCUCUAGGAUGGAUCAAGUGUACGAUGCUAUUGUGGUAGGGGCAGGCAUUAUGGGAUGCUCAACGGCCUAUAACAUAAUAAAAACUGGACAGCGUGCAUUGCUUCUGGAACAGUUUCCUCUACCGCAUACUCGCGGGAGUUCCCACGGACAAAGUCGGAUUAUCCGGAAGGCUUAUGGAGGGGAAGGCGACCAUUACACAAAAAUGAUGCCGGAGGCGUUCAAAAAGUGGGCGGCGCUAGAACAGGAGACUGGAACAACUCUUUUUAAGCAGACUGGCAUCCUUUUUUGCGGAUCCGAGGGAGAAUCAUUUAUAAAAGAUGUACUGAAAUCGUUACAUAAGCAUUCCAUGCCAUUUACGUCACUGGAUUCGUGUGCUCUUGGGAAGAAAUAUCCAAUGCUUCGUUAUCCCAUGGAUACUGUGGCUGUAGAGGAUCCCUCCGGAGGAAUAUUGUUUUCAGACAAGUCACUUGCAGCAUUUCAGAAAGCGUUUAUCAAUCAUGGAGGCGUUCUACUCGACAACGAACCAAUGCUUGACGUGUACCCGGGGGACAUUGUGACUGUAAAAACAAACAAGGGAAGCUAUCGUGGUCGUAACCUGGUACUGACUGUCGGACCCUGGGCCACAAAAGUACUACCUUCCCUCGGGGUCCAUUUACCACUCAAGGCCGUGCAUGUCAACGUGUUUUACUGGAAGGAGAAGGUGCGUGGAACAUAUAGCGUGGGAAAAUGUCCGGUCGUCAUACAAGAACAUGGAGAUCGACACGACCAUUUCUAUGGAAUUCCAAGCUUCGAGUACCCGGGACUGUACAAGUUCUGCUGUCAUCACGGACCGGAAAUUGAUCCCGACAGACGGGAUGACGUGGACACAUCUUGGGUACUGGAGAAGACAAAAGCCUGUGUAGCGAACAAUUUUCCUUUGUUAGAGCCGACACCUGCAAUUAGAGAAACUUGUAUAUAUACGUUAGCACCAGACCAUAACUUUAUACUGGACAGACACCCCACAAUGAGCAAUGUCAUCAUCGGAGCUGGAUUCUCUGGUCAUGGUUUCAAGUUGGCUCCGGUGGUUGGCAAGUUACUGUGUGAACUUGUUAUGAACAAAACGCCAUCUUACGAUAUGUCUCCUUUUCGGAUAGAUCGAUUUUAUAAAUCGUCAAAGUUGUAGAUAUCAACUGAAUUAAGCAAUAUAGUGAGACAUCAUUACAAAAUUCAAGUGAAAUACAUUUGCUUAUUUAAUUGGAAGGUAAGUUGAUUAUAUGUAGAUCAUCACCACACUUGAUCCUUGAACAUACACAGGCAAUAUUCCUUCACGUGAAUUUCACGUGAAUUUCACGUGAAAAGGGCAAAAAAGUGAAAUUCACAUGAAAUUCACGUGAAUUUCACAUGAAUUUCACAUGAAAAAUUUCACGUGAAAUUCACGUGAAGAAAUAUUGCCUGUGUAGGAUAUGCAUAUCUUGGUCGAUUUGUUCAAAAAGUGACUAGCUCAUUCACUUGAUAAGUUAAAAUCUCAUGUUCCCUUUACUUCAAACCCUGGGAGUAUGUAUUCUUUAACAUAGACGGAUAGGAAGAGCCUGGCGAGUGUUAAAGUUUCAAUAAAUUUAAAGAAGUUAGCUUUACCAGAAAAUAUUUUAUCAAGAUUUUGAAAUUGCUAUUAAAUUAUGAUAAGUCUAAUCACCUUUUAAACAACUGGGCUAUGAUUAUACAUAGCGGGAUAAGUAUGUAAACAUGAGUUACUUUAACAUUAAUUAUGUUGCGGCUUCCCCAAGUAAUGGGAGUUUUCCUUCUAAUGUCAAAAGGACAAAUGCCUUCUCUACUGUUAAAAAGAAAACAUUGUUUUAUUAAUUUGUUGAUUUCCGUAUGUGUCUUAACAACGUAUACCGUUUACAAAAUUUAAAAAAAAAAAUCUGAUUUGUGUCAUGAUUAACGAGUAAAAUAUUUUCAAAUUAUU